This is a messenger RNA of Penaeus vannamei (Pacific white shrimp), 1871 nucleotides long. RefSeq names its product GDP-L-fucose synthase-like protein (gene Gmer). Lineage: Eukaryota; Metazoa; Arthropoda; Malacostraca; Decapoda; Penaeidae. The record is from RefSeq and is a predicted model, not a curated record. Gene Ontology annotation, biological process: nucleotide-sugar biosynthetic process. Gene Ontology annotation, molecular function: GDP-L-fucose synthase activity.
GGGCAUCAUAUUAAUUUGACAUAGCUCAGUCCAUUUGUUUUAGUACUUGUUCGUUUCCUUGUCAUAUGAAGCCAGAGUCAAGCGAAUGAAUACGAACAAGUCGAACACGUAAACAAACAGCUGUACACGCGUAACUGUCAGGCAACAUCAGAAUUAACAUAAAAAGGUGAAGACAUAAGAAAACAUCAGAAAAAUGGCUGAAACAGAGAUGGUGAUUAUGGUGACUGGAGGCACGGGAUUGGUAGGACAAGCAAUAAGAGCUGUUGCAGAAGUGGAGAAAGGCCCAAAUGAGCGCUGGAUAUUUCUCAGCUCAAAGGAUGGUGAUCUGAAAAACGCAGCUGAAACCCGUGCUUUGUUUGAGAAAUAUAAGCCAACUCAUGUUAUUCACCUGGCUGCAAUGGUGGGAGGCCUUUACCGAAACAUGAAAUACAACUGCGAUUUCCUUCGAUUGAAUAAUGCAAUCAAUGACAAUGUAUUGGAUUCAUGCAAGGAAUUCAAAGUGAAGAAAGUAGUUUCUUGUCUUUCAACUUGCAUCUUUCCAGACAAAACUACAUACCCUAUUGAUGAAACAAUGGUCCAUAAUGGCCCUCCACAUCACUCUAACUUUGGGUAUAGUCAUGCUAAGAGGAUGAUUGAUAUAAUGAACCAAGUAUAUCAUCUACAGUAUGGCUGUAUGUUCACUUCAGUUAUACCAACAAAUGUCUAUGGACCAUAUGACAACUUCAGCUUGGAGGAUGGCCAUGUGUUGCCAGGACUAAUAAACAAGAUUUUCACGGCCAAGAAAAAUGGGACACCAUUUACUGUAUGGGGAACUGGAAGUCCUCGUCGGCAGUUUAUCUACUCCAGAGAUCUAGCCAAGCUUAUGAUUUGGGUAUUACGCAACUAUAAUGAAGUUAGCCCAAUCAUUCUCUCAGUUGACGAAGAAGCAGAAGUGUCUAUCAAGGAGGCAGCUGAGAUGAUUAUUGAUGCUUUUGAGUUCAAAGGAGAAGUGAUAUAUGACACCUCAAAGUCAGAUGGCCAGUAUAAGAAAACUGCAAGCAAUGCAAAACUCAGGAAAUAUCUCCCAGAUUUCAAGUUCACACCCAUGCAACAAGGCAUCAAGGAGACUGUAAACUGGUUUCUUGAAAAUUAUGAGUCUGCAAGAACAUAAAAUUCUUUGGAUUUUUUUUAUAAAGGUUGACACACAAAAAAAGAAAUACCUGCACGUCUUAUAAAAGAAGAAGUUGGACGAUAAGAGUGCAAACCAUUCCUCUCUUACAGAUUGGUAAAAAAAGAAAAAAAAAAUCAAUAUAGGUUGAGGGUCAUGUAAUGCUUUAGUUUAUAUAAUGAAGGAUUGUGUGUGUGGUGUAUUAUACUCACUUGUUAUCUGAUUCAGAUUUUUCUAUGACAGGAAUAUAUGAUCACUUGAUGUAAUAAAUUAUUGUUAUUGUUUUGGAAUAUAUACAGUCCAUAUUAGCUUCUUUUUUGUGAUUUUCAAUUUUGAUUAUAUAUUUCAUAUCAAGAUAAUUUCCCUGAUUUACAUUGAUUAUUUUUGUGUGAUCAACAUAUUUGAAAUAUUAAGAUUUGUGUUGGUUGAUAAUUCACUUUAUAUGGAUUGUAUUUUGCACUUGCACAUUAUAGCCUUUGUAUCAGAAAAAAAGGAAAUAAUUAAAGAUAUAUAUAAUAUAUGUUAAGAAUGGAUUCCCAACUUCUCAUGAUUUAUGUAAUAAUAGAACAAAUUUUAUGUUAUACCAAGCAACCAGUGAUGAACUAAUAUGAUUCAAAUUGCAUUUUAUGUGUGGAUGAUGGUUAACAAUGAUGUGUUGCCAUCUAAAGAAAUAAGACUGUUUCAAUCUGAUUCAGGAAUAUACUUAUAAACAUCUGAAAACAAA